AUGUCGGCGUUCCGGAGCGAGGCGCAUCGUGCCAUGUUUUUGCGCAUGAUCGCGCUCCAGCUGCGCUGCAAUAUCUUACGCCGCUUCGGCGGCGUGCGCCAGGAGGAGUGCCGCGUUCUGCGCUCGAGCUCGGCGCGCCGGCUGCUGAUGCACUGGGCGUCGGACAUUGUGGAUCGCUUGCCGAGCGAUUCCGUAUCGCAACCGUCCUUCGUGGCGCGCGAGUCCGCCAGCGUGCCGGCGCGUGUGCUGCGCCACCCGGCUGUCGAGCCCCUGCUCCGCGAGGACGCCGGACUGCGCUGGCUGGUCUCACGUCUGGAGAGCGACGACGCACUUGUGCCCAAGCCUUACUUCCCGUCGGUGCUGCGCUACAACCUGCCGCAGUUCCCCUUCAAGCCGUACGAGAUCAACAAGGCGAGGCACCUGUACGGGCUGCUGAAGUUCCCCUUCUACCGCCUGACGGCGGACGUCAACCGCUGCCCCAGCGAGAAGUUCAGCGGACUGCAGGAGCCAGUGAUGCCGAACGAGUGCACGCUGCCCGGGGAGCACAACAUCGCAUCGGAGUUCGUCUACCAGGACGGCGGCGCGUUGGGCAGCGUGGAUUACAUCUACGCGCCCAGCGAAGUGGAGACGGGCCUCGCCGGCAGGGUCAUCUAG
Molecule: messenger RNA, 654 nt
Organism: Babesia bigemina
Lineage: Eukaryota; Apicomplexa; Aconoidasida; Piroplasmida; Babesiidae
Exons: 2
Coding region: 1-654 (217 amino acids)
Source: RefSeq, a predicted model, not a curated record